Podarcis muralis (Common wall lizard) is the source of this 1906-nucleotide messenger RNA. It is a transcript of the gene RSPO3, whose product is annotated as R-spondin 3. Lineage: Eukaryota; Metazoa; Chordata; Lepidosauria; Squamata; Lacertidae. The record is from RefSeq and is a predicted model, not a curated record.
GGAACUUCUUACAGGGUUACUAUGCAAUUGCGACUGGUUUCUUGGGUCUUUAUCACUUUGAACUUGAUGGAAUACGUCGGCAGCCAGCAGAACCCUUCCAGAGUCCGGCGGCAGGGAAUGAAUCUCGAUAUGAGCCAAGAUUGCCAAGGAUGUGCAACAUGUUCCCAGUUCAAUGGAUGCUUAACAUGUAAACCUCGACUCUUUUUUUUCCUGAUGAGGAGUCAAAUUAGAGAGAUAGGGAUGUGUUUUUCAUCCUGCCCCAAUGGAUAUUAUGGACAACGGUACCCAGAAAGAAAUGAGUGUAAAAAAUGUAAAGCUGACUGUGAAACCUGCUUCAAUAGAAAUUUCUGCACAAAGUGUAGAAAUGGGUUUUACUUACACCUUGGAAAGUGCCUUGGAAACUGCCCUGACUGGCUGGAAACCAACAACCACACUAUGGAGUGCAACAAUAUUGUGCAUUGUAAAGUUAGUGAAUGGAGCCCAUGGAGUCCAUGCAUGAAGAGAGGGAAAACGUGCGGUUUCAAAAGGGGGAAUGAAACGAGGAAAAGAGAAAUCUUACAACUUCCUACUACAAAGGGCAAACCAUGCCCACAUACAACUGAGACAAAAAAAUGUAUUGUACCGAAAACGAGAUGCCAGACAGGACAAACAGGAAGAAGAAGCAGAGAGGAAAGAAGAAAAAAGCCAAAGACAGAAGAAAGCAAGGAAAACAGGCAGGAAAACAGUGGCCGAGAAUCUAGAAGACAAAACCGAGAACGGGACAACAAAAGUAAAACACAGUUGAAGAAAAGAAGAGCACAGGAUAAACAGCAGAAACCAGUAGCCACCAGCACUGUACACUAAAUCGCCUUUACACCACUGUUUAAGACUUUUGCUGCUGCUAUUUCCACCAGUUCUCUGAGGCUGGUGCUCCCCAAUUAAGCCACAAAUGGACAAUAUUUCCAGUUAUUCUUAAAUCUUAAAUGACAUUCCAAAUAAUUCCUAUUAUAUUCUUCAUGCAGUCAUAGUUUAUUCAAGAGACUGACAUGAGCCAAGAUUCUUUUUAAGUAAAAGAAAAACCCUUUAAAUGGGAUACUUUCAAACUGUUAUAUUAUAUGCUUCCAUGCAUCUCUAAGAGGCAAUUUAAAAGUUUUGUAUAUAAUUAUCAAUAUGGUAUAAGGUAUAGCAAUAUAUUGAAUGACAUCUGCGGGGGGAAAGUCUUUUUCCUUUGUAAAAUAUUUUUUCAAUCUAUUGUUUAUGAAGCAAGAGAUAUCUAAGUAAAAUAUACAGUAUCCCUUUGUGCAUAAUUAUAUAUGCUACAUAAGAGUCCGGAGAAAGAGGAAAUCUGUUAAGAGGUGUUGGGAAUCUAAGCUUUGAUGCUGCACAUUCUUAUCAGAACUCAGCUACCUGGUGGUUCCCUGGUUUUCAUCCCAGACUCACGUGAGAAACUCCCGGCUGAACAGUUUCAGGGCUCUGAAAGCCAAGGGGGUAAAACAGGGGAGGAAGAAGCCACAUUAAACACACCAGAGACUCUUUUUCUGAAGAACAAGCAAUAGCGCUUAGCUAUACAGCGCUCCUAUCCACAGGACAGCACAAUAGUUUCUGGUCUAAACCAUGAUUAUACAAGAUGUGCCGUUCUAUCCUUCUUCUUUUUUUGUAACUCUGUGUAACUUAAAUCAGCAUUUCAAACCUUCCAGUGACUGACAAAUCGUAUUUGCAGGAAAACAAACGAACGAACAAAACACGGAGCGAAUAAAGAACAGAGAAGACAGACCACGUAAAUAUAAUGUCAUUUUGCACUGUUGAUUUUUUUGCCCUUUCAUUUUUUUAAAAAAAUUAAACACUAUCACACAAUCUGCUUUGUAAACAGAGAAAAAGAUGUUCUUUAGAAAUGUGCUAUCUAAUAAACUAAGGCCACUUUACUGAA